AUGUUUAACCGAGGUACAUUAAAAGGCUAUCCAUAUGUUAUGGGAUUUAUACAGAUCAAUGAGGACUUCAUAUUCAUUGAGCCUCUCAAUAACACAGUGGCCAUAACAGGUCACCCACACCGUGUAUCUAGGCAGAGAAGGUCCAUGGAAGGAAAAGUCACAGAGAAGCCCGCUCCUCACAGACAAUACUGUGGUGUUGUUUCAGAUAAAGGAAGACCUAGGUCCAGAAAAACGGAAAGUAGAAGAGGGAAACGAUAUUCUUACAAAUUACCUCAAGAAUACAACAUAGAGACAGUAGUGGUUGCAGACCCUGCAGUGGUUUCCUAUCAUGGAGCAGAUGCAGCCAGGAGAUUCAUUCUGACCAUCUUAAAUAUGGUAUUUAACCUCUUCCAACAUAAGAGUCUCGGCGUGCAAGUCAGGCUCCGCGUGAUAAAGCUGAUUCUGCUCCACGAAACGCCAUCAGAUCUCUAUAUUGGACACCAUGGAGAGAAAAUGUUAGAAAGUUUUUGUAAAUGGCAACAUGAAGAAUUUGGCAAAAAGAAUGAUAUACAUUUAGAGAUGUCAACAAGCUGGGGCGAAGACAUGGCUUCCGUGGAUGCAGCUAUACUUAUAACGAGGAAAGAUUUCUGUGUGCACAAAGACGAACCGUGUGAUACAGUUGGUUUGCUGAAGGAAAAUGAAGUUGCUUUCACAGACAGUAUCCCCAUGGCCCCCCGUGAUGCAGGAAAACUUCACACAAACAAACAAACAAACAGGAUAAGCCUCCUAACAAUUGACCAAAAUAAAGAACCAGGAAAACUCCCGAGAAAGAAAAGCAUGGGCAUUAAUCAUGACAAUGACCACCCAUCCUGUGCUGAUGGUCUUCAUAUCAUGUCUGGCGAAUGGAUUAAAGGACAAAACCUUGGUGAUGUUUCAUGGUCGCGGUGUAGCAAGGAAGAUUUGGAAAGAUUUCUCAGGUCAAAGGCCAGCAACUGCUUAUUACAGACCAAUCCCCAGAGUGUGAAUUCUGUACUGGUUCCCUCCAAGCUACCAGUGAUGACAUACACAGCGGAUGAGCAAUGUCAGAUUCUCUUUGGACCACUGGCCUCCUUUUGUCAAGACAUGCAGUGGUGUAAGGCUGGAGAAUGUACCAGCAGGACCUCAGCACCUGGACAUCUGGCUGGCGAGUGGAGCAUGUGGAGCCCUUGUAGCCGCACCUGCAGUUCUGGGAUCAGCAGUCGAGAACGCAAAUGCCCUGGGCUAGGUACUGAAGCAAGGGAUUGUAAUGGUCCCCGAAAACAAUACAGAAUAUGUGAGAAUCCACCUUGUCCUGCAGGUUUGCCUGGAUUCAGAGACUGGCAAUGCCAGGCCUUUAGUGUUAGAACUUCGUACCCAAAGCCUGUACAUCAGUGGCAAGCUGUCAUGGAUGAAGAAAAACCAUGUGCCCUGUUCUGCUCCCCUGUUGGAAAAGAACAGCCUAUUCUUCUGGCAGAAAAAGUGAUGGAUGGAACUUCUUGUGGAUAUCAGGGAGCAGAUAUCUGCGCAAAUGGCAGGUGCCAGAAAGUUGGCUGUGAUGGUUUAUUAGGGUCACUUGCAAGGGAAGAUCAUUGUGGUGUGUGCAAUGGAAACGGGAGGUCAUGCAAAAUCAUUAAGGGAGAUUUCAAUCAUACCAGAGGAGCAGGCUACGUAGAAGUGCUCGUGAUACCUGCGGGAGCCAGAAGAAUCAACGUGGUGGAAGAAAAGCCGGCGCACAGCUAUCUAGCUCUCCGAGAUGCUAGCAAGCAGUCUAUUAAUAGUGACUGGAAGAUUGAACACUCUGGAGCAUUCAAUUUAGCGGGAACGACGGUCCAUUACCUGCGACGAGGCCUCUGGGAAAAGAUUUCUGCCAAAGGCCCUACCACAACACCUUUACACGUCCUGGUGCUGCUGUUUCAAGAUCAGAAUUAUGGUCUUCACUAUGAAUACACUAUUCCAUCAGACCCUCUUCCAGAGAACCAGAGCUCUAAAGAGCCUGAGCCUUUAUUCAUGUGGACACACACAGGUUGGGAGGAUUGUGAUGCCACAUGUGGAGGAGGAGAAAGAAAGACAACAGUAUCAUGCACAAAAAUUAUGAACAAAAACAACAGCAUCGUGGACAACAAGAAAUGCAAACACUUAACCAAACCGGAACCACAGAUUCGAAGAUGUAAUGAGCAACCAUGUCAGACAAGAUGGAUGAUGACAGAGUGGACACCGUGUUCUCGAACUUGUGGAAAAGGGAUGCAGAGCAGACAAGUGGCCUGUACUCAACAACUGAGCAAUGGGACUCUGAUCAGAGCCCGGGAAAGGGACUGCACUGGGCCUAAGCCCACCUCUGCCCAGCGCUGCGAGGGCCAGGACUGCAUGACGGUGUGGGAAGCAGGAGUGUGGUCUGAGUGCUCAGUCAAAUGUGGCAAAGGGGUCCGUCAUCGGACUGUGAGGUGUACGAACCCAAGGAAGAAAUGUGUCCUCUCCACCAGACCCAGGGAGACGGAGGACUGCGAAGACUACUCGAAAUGCUAUGUCUGGAGAAUGGGUGACUGGUCUAAGUGCUCCAUUACCUGUGGAAAAGGGAUGCAAUCCCGUGUGAUUCAAUGCAUGCAUAAGAUCACAGGACGACAUGGAAAUGCAUGCUUUUCUUCAGAAAAACCUGCCGCGUACAAACCAUGCCACCUGCAGCCCUGCAAUGAGAAGAUCAAUGUUAAUACAAUUACAUCACCCAGGCUGGCUGCUCUGACAUUCAAGUGUCUGGGAGACCAAUGGCCUGUGUACUGCCGGGUGAUCCGCGAGAAGAACCUAUGUCAAGACAUGCGGUGGUAUCAGCGCUGCUGUGAGACCUGCAGGGACUUCUAUGCCCAAAAGCUGCAGCAGAAGAGUUGACCUUUAGCAGGACAGCUGCAUCACAACUCUUUGCAGUUAUGCUGUUUAUAAGGUCACACACUAGCAUGUUUUUCAGACCAAAUAUAAUCAUAUUACAUUAUAAUUUUAUAAAAUUAAUUUAUUGUUUUCCUGCUAAACAUCAAUAUGGUGCUUAUUUUGGUCACACAGACAUCUUGGGGUAUCCUAUAUGACUUCAUAAAUAAUUCUAUAUUAAUAAGUUGGAUCCACUUACUGGAAUAAAAUGAAGAAAGAAAGUAAAAUCAUGAUCAUUAGAAUUUUUAAAUUACUUUUUUAAAGUUAGGGCCGUCUCUAAGGUGCUAUUCUCUCCCCACAAAUACUAUUGAGUUAACCAGAAUGUAUACUACCUUAGCUUAAUAGUUUAGUAAUAUAUGGAGAGAAAUAUUUUGUGUGUGUGUCCUGAUGUGGACUUAGCUCAUUUUCUGUAAUCUGUGGAAUAUAACUAACCUCAUACUGUUGAACAGGUCUUCAGAGAAUGUAUUAUGCAUUUGGUUCAUAUAAAGAGACAUCAAUAGGAAAAACUCUACUGUAAUUAUAACCUUAUGUUAAUAAUGGAAAAGAAAAGUCAAAAUAGAGACUUUGAUCAUGUUCAUGAACAUGUACUUGAACACAAGUAUUGUAACAAUGAAACACUGUAAAGAUUUACACUGAAUCACCAUUGCACUGUUGAUAUAGUGUAGAGAAACCAUUAAUAGAAAUGGUAACAUCUUACAAAAAUAUGUAUUAUUUUAACAUGUUGUCAUUAGAUUUUAGUUUUAAAAAAAUAUGUUUAAACAACAUUGAUCCACCCAUUUCCUUGUAUCUUUUCACCGGGUUAUUGAAAGAGUGUAGAAUUUAGCUUCACAAAUCACUAUGAGAACAUUUGCUAAAUACUUUUCCACCUUUUCCCUUGGAACAAGGAAAGACAAAAAGAUGUAUAAAACUGUUGUAGUUUCAUUGUUUUUAUUCCUUUUGAAAAUUAAAAAAAAGUUUUGCAGUUCUGUGAAACGUUAAAAAGUCAGCUUAAAAUUUUUCUUGUGAAAAAAUUUAUUGUACAUGAUUCGCAUGAUUUCUUACAUUUUUCAAUAAAAUAUGUGAAACUUCCUGCUGGGAGACAAUCGUUCAGAGGUCUCUACAUUUCUGUAGACACAUACAGAAGACACAUACAGUGUCUUGUGUGCAUAGACACUGCCUGGUUUUGUUUUGGAUUUUCUUUUAAAGGACGUUUCUUAGCACACACUGUGUAAGAUGGAAAUAUUGUCUGUGUCUGGAGCAAAGGGCAUGCUUACUGCUCAUGAUAGCAGUUGAUUCCCUAAAAUUGGAAUUUCUUUCCUGUGACAUAGCCCGUUACAUGUGCCGCUGUCACCUGGCCCGUUUCAUAUUGCCCCGCCUGUGAAAAUUGAGGUUAAGAAAACUGGUACAAGCAAAUAUUGACUCUUUGGCUAUUGGCAUUGUGAGUAAUAAAGUUCUUUGUCUCUCAA
Echinops telfairi (small Madagascar hedgehog) is the source of this 4355-nucleotide messenger RNA. It is a transcript of the gene ADAMTS19, whose product is annotated as ADAM metallopeptidase with thrombospondin type 1 motif 19. Bases 1 to 2877 code for a protein of 958 amino acids. Gene Ontology annotation, molecular function: metalloendopeptidase activity. Gene Ontology annotation, cellular component: extracellular matrix. The record is from RefSeq and is a predicted model, not a curated record. Lineage: Eukaryota; Metazoa; Chordata; Mammalia; Afrosoricida; Tenrecidae. The transcript is spliced from 22 exons. Gene Ontology annotation, biological process: proteolysis; extracellular matrix organization.